Molecule: messenger RNA, 2228 nt
Organism: Capsella rubella
Lineage: Eukaryota; Viridiplantae; Streptophyta; Magnoliopsida; Brassicales; Brassicaceae
Exons: 2
Coding region: 215-2101 (628 amino acids)
Source: RefSeq, a predicted model, not a curated record
AAAGAGAAAAAGGUUUAUAUAAAAAAGUCGUGUAAAGAAAAUACUAAAAAGGGAUUUGAAUUGAACAAUUCGCUUCCGUCCUCUAUAUGGUAACCGCUUCUUCUUCUGCUUCUUCUUCUGCUUCUUCUUCUUCUUCUGCUUCUUCUUCUUUAUACUCUGAUCAGAUAUUUUCCUUCUUCUUAUCCACUAAAAUUAGAACUCUGAAAGCAAAACAAUGGAGAGCCCAAAUGAAUUGCGAGAAGCGAAACCGGAUCUGGCCUCGAACGACUGUCUCAAUCCUUCUUCUCCUUCUUCCAGCGAUGCCUCAAGAUCAUCCGUUGACUCCACUCGUCCCGAUUCUUCACGCCAUCGGUCUAAUCCUUCCUCUUCUGGCUUCCGCUUCUCUAAGAGCAGGUGCGCUAUCUGCUUGUAUGAGAUCAGAAAGGAAGACGGGAAGGCUAUAUUUACUGCAGAGUGUUCUCACUCCUUCCAUUUCGAUUGUAUUACCUCCAACGUCAAACACGGAAACAGGAUUUGCCCUUUAUGCAGAACCCAGUGGAAACAGGUCCCCUUGUGUGAUGUUGACUCUGUCCCUGCCUUUCUUGCUCAAAGGGGUUUUGAAGAUGAUGAGCCUUUACCUCAAGUAGAGACCCAAUCCCAGAGUGAUACUUAUCCUUCCGACCAUCAAGCCCUCGAGAUUAAACUGUUCCCUGAAGUGUCCGCUCUGGCUAAACCGGUUACUCGUAGUGAUUUUGCUGUUCUUGUUCAUCUUAAGGCGGAGGGUGUGAGUGAUGAUGCUAGGCGCGCUCGAGCUCCUUUGGAUCUCAUUACCGUACUUGAUGUAAGUGGGAGCAUGGAAGGAGUCAAAAUGGAGCUCAUGAAAAACGCUAUGGGUUUUGUGAUUCAGAAUCUUGGUGAGACCGAUAGGCUCUCUGUCAUUUCCUUCUCCUCCACGGCUCGUCGACUAUUCCCUCUUAGACUGAUGUCUGAGACAGGGAAGCAAGCGGCGAUGCAGGCUGUUAACUCCUUGGUUUCUGGCGGCGGGACAAACAUUGCUGAGGGGCUGAAGAUUGGUGCAAGAGUGAUUGAGGAUAGGCGGUGGAAGAACCCUGUUUCCGGGAUGAUGCUUUUGUCCGAUGGACAGGACAACUUUACCCUUUCUCCUGCUAAGGUUCGUCUGAGAGCAGAUUACGAGUCUAUGCUUCCGAGUUCUUGCCGGAUUCCAGUUCAUACCUUCGGGUUUGGCUCAGAUCACGAUGCUGAGCUUAUGCAUACAAUCUCAGAAGUCUCUAGCGGCACGUUUUCGUUCAUCGAAGCAGAGACUGUGAUUCAGGAUGCUUUUGCGCAGUGUAUUGGAGGGCUUCUCAGCGUUGUGAUACUUGAACAAGUUGUUGAAAUCGAAUGUGUUGAUGAGAAGGGCCUAAAGAUAUCAUCCAUAAAAGCAGGACGCUACCGAAGCCGUGUGUCAUCUGAUGGGAGAAGCGCCAAAAUCAAUGUCGGAGACAUGUACGCAGAAGAACAAAGGGACUUCAUGGUGAUUCUUGGAAUCCCGUGCUGCGACAAUGGGUCUGCUGAAUCUGAAUCUCUGAAGUUGCUGAAGGUUAGUUGCGUCUACAAAGAUCCAAUUACGAAAGAGAUAGUCCGUGUAGAAUCCGGAGAACUAAGCAUCCAAAGGCCAAUGGAGCUAACAGGAGAAGAAGUGGUGUCCAUAGAGGUUGACAGGGAACUAAACAGGUUCCUUGUUACAGAAGCUAUGUCAGAGGCUAGAGUUAUAGCCGAUGGGGGUGACCUGAGCGCGGCGCUGGAGAUUCUUAAAAAGCGAGGGAUAGAAUUAUCCAAGACACUGUCUGCUCGGUCUGGUGAUACGCUUUGUGAAUCACUGUUGGCGGAGCUAAGUACAAUGCAAGAAAAGAUGGCGAACGAGAAGAUGUACCAAGGAUCAGGGCGAGCUUACAUGUACUCGACCAUGUCUUCUCUUUCGGCUCAAAGAGAAACAGCUUGUGGGAUGGGUUUUGGUAGUCUUCUUAGAGGGGCGGCGACCAGGGGGCGUGGUUAUCAGACGUCUGAAAUGGCUCGGAUGGUGAGCAAGUCUCAGAAGUCUCACAAGGAUCAAAAGCCCUAAACCCGUCCUCCUCUGAUGUGAUUGUUUUGGUUUGUACAACCUUUUAAGUAUUCUUAUCAUAUUUCUUCCAAGACGAAUUGGAUUUGUAAACUCUUAAUAUAAACAAGCUUUUUUUUUUUUUAACACC